This is a messenger RNA of Moneuplotes crassus, 1120 nucleotides long. The record is from the annotation of a GenBank genome assembly. NCBI's taxonomy places the organism in Eukaryota, Ciliophora, Spirotrichea, Euplotida, Euplotidae.
CUUUAUUGAUAAUUAAUGGUCAGCAAAAAAAAAUUAGAAGAACAGAAAGCCAUCGAGGAAGAAUCUAAAGAGCUAGUUCAGAGCCUCACAAGUAGUGCAAAGCAGUUCACUAACUUACUUCAAGAAGAGAAACCUGGCCGGAAAGAUGCUGAGGCUCUAAAGCAGAAGUUACGUGACCAAAAGACCCGCCAAGAGAAAAUUCAUAUCAUGAAUGAGCAGAGGAGCAAGUCUAUUAGUCAGAAACUUAGAGAGCAAGGUGAUCUGAGAAUUCAAUAUUUAAAAGCUCAGAAUGAUUAUUUUAAGUACUUCCUGAAGAACCAUAAGGUAAAGAAUGACCCAGAACUGUAUGACUACCGGAGAAGGAUCAAGAGCGAGAUCCAUCACCAUGUGCUCAGUAAUAUCUACCAUCCUGUGAUAUUAGGAGUGGUCGUAUACGGGGUUAUCAGGCCGCUUAAAUCAGGAUACCUCUCUGCACUUACUUGUGCUUUGAUCGCAGCAGGGUACUCAUUAAAUUCGUUAUACAAUACUGGAGCUAGGUUCCCAUUUGAAGCUGCAUAUCCAGCACAUCCUUUGGUUGCUGAGAAGAGGGAUGACACUAUUAACAGGUGAUGAUAUUAUCAACCAGAAAUCAUAAAAUUCGAGCUUGAAUACCUUAACAAGAAAGCAUUUAAAGAUGGAUAUAAGAAGCAAUUUCAAACUGAGAAUGGGCAUAAAUAUGAAAUAGCAGUCGAUGAGGGAGAAACAUAUAUUAACUGAAUUGACAAGUUCGAUGAGGUGUUUGGAUUUAGACAAGAAGCACUGAAAGAUAACAAGUUGAUGGAUGUGCUAUCUCCUGAGGAAUUCCCAGACCACAAGGCUAUUGUCUCGAGCAUGUUCUCUGUUUAUAAGGAUUUCUCAGAAGAAUACCUCAGAAGUCAUUAUAAGCCUGAUAUUAAGGCUUUUAAAUAUGCUAUAGAGACUGAGAGCAUUAAGCCUGAGAUUUUCGAUCAGGAAGAUCACCUUCUCAGUCACAGGGAGAAAUUAAGAAAGGAUCUGUUCAUGAGAGCCUUUAGAGAGAUAGAGAAAGCAGGAAAGGAGGCAUCCCAAGAGUAAUUCCAUCCUCUCGAAACACCCACAAGUU